Molecule: messenger RNA, 1050 nt
Organism: Dibothriocephalus latus
Lineage: Eukaryota; Metazoa; Platyhelminthes; Cestoda; Diphyllobothriidea; Diphyllobothriidae
Source: the annotation of a GenBank genome assembly
AUGGAAAGCUCAUAUCAUGGCAAGAAAUACUGUAUCCUGGGCCUCGGACAUCCCUUACUGGACAUUCAAGCAGACGUGAAUGAAAAAUUUCUCAAAAAGUACGGUGUCCAAGCUAAUGGCGCCACACUCUCAGGACCUGGACAAAAGGGUCUCUAUGAGGACCUUCUUGCCAAUUUUGAUCUCACCUAUGUGGCCGGUGGAUCUGCACAGAACACCAUGCGAAUGAUUCAGUGGCUCCUCCAAGACCCAAAAAGGAUCAGCUGCUCUUACUUGGGCUGUGUAGGGAACGACAAGUCUGGCGAAAUUUUGCUCCAGAACAUGGAAGCGACUGGAGUGCAGACGGUGUAUGAGGUGUCGGAUACACUCCCUACAGGUGUCUGUCUAGUAUUGGUAUCUGGUGCGAACCGAUCCCUCGUCACCUCGCUUGGAGCAGCAGCAGUAUUCUCCUCAGAGUUCCUUCGCGAAAAGCCAGCGUGGGACAUGGUGGAGGAGGCUUCAAUGUACUACUUUAUGGGUUAUUUCCUCGUCUCUAGCAUGGACAGUGUGAUGGCAGUCAUGGAACAUGCGGUAGCGCGUCGUAAGGCCGUGUGCUUCAACCUGGGUGCUCCCUACGUCUGUCAAUGCUUUACCGAACGCGUGGACAAAAUUCUGCCCUACACGGACUUCGUCAUCGGCACCGGCGAUGAGGCCCUGGCUUUUGCUGAGGCCCACCACAUGAAGCAUCCUUCCUUGGCUGCAGUGGCCAAAUUCUUCGCCGGCUACGGCUGGGUGGGUCGGCCGCGACAUCGCCUGGUUAUCAUCACCCAAGGACCCGAUCCCAUCUUCUUGGUGUCCUCCGAGGACAUGCUGGUUCGUACCAUUCCUGUCGACCCUAUUCCGCCGGAGAACACUGUGGACACAAAUGGUGCGGGCGACGCGUUUGCUGCCGGCUUCAUCUCGAAGUUCAUCACUUGCGGUUCUGUUGACGAGGCAAUCGAGGCUGGAAAGAAGGCAGCUGCCUACAUUCUCGGCAAAUCCGGGUUUAGCCUUGGUCCUCGGACAGAGUACUGA